Molecule: messenger RNA, 1155 nt
Organism: Talaromyces stipitatus ATCC 10500
Lineage: Eukaryota; Fungi; Ascomycota; Eurotiomycetes; Eurotiales; Trichocomaceae
Product: F-box domain protein
Exons: 2
Coding region: 1-1155 (384 amino acids)
Source: RefSeq, a predicted model, not a curated record
AUGACUUGUCUCAAAUUUGGUACACUUGAAUCCCCCAAGGAAGGGACCUUCCAACGGAGCUCUUCGCUCCAAAUCUUCCGCUCUAACAAUUCCAUCUCCGACGUCGUGAAUCUAGCUUCUACCAAUCGUCGACUCCGUCAGGUUUUUGCUUCAUCUUCCAGGGUCACCAUUCUCAUGAACGUCGCAGAUGCGGAGUUCGGCCCAAUACACGAUAUUAUCCAGCUUAUAACUCAAAACGCUAGUCAACCGGCGCAUCUUAUUCGAUCUGCCUCGCAAUCGGAUGCGUUGCUGAAACAGGUUGUUCGGAUUGGCCGCGUAGCGCAGAAAUGGGAAGUUAUAUAUCCGUUGAAGAAAUGGAAAUCCGACUAUGAAAAUCGUCGUCUUUUGACGGAUGAGGAACGUUUUCGUUUACGGCGUGCGAUUUAUCGGCUGUGGCUGUAUAAUCGUGCUUUUCAUACAAGUCAGUAUGACCGUUUCUCGCGAAGAUUGCGACCCGUUGUGGUUGAACGAUCGCAAUUGUUGCAUAACUGGUCGACGUCAGAAUUGGCGGAAAUCGAAGAUGUGCGCAUGGUGAUUCAGGAUGUGGUGCAGAAUCAUAUCUGUCCCAGCAACGGCAGUAUUCAGCGCAAGUUCCAUAAACGUUAUCCGGAGAACCCAAACCCGUUAUCUUUCAAUAUUCAUCUGAACUAUCGCCCAGAGCGAUCAAACUUGUCCACGGGAUCUUACUUUGGUCUUCUUGAGAACAGUAGUGCUAUUUCAAACUAUGACUCAUUGUUCCACAAUCACUAUCACAGCAGUAAUGCUUCCUCGUCAUUAUCACCAUGGUCAAAACCAUCUUCGUCAUCCACAUUUGCUGCCAAGCUUCGUACUGAUCUCUUUCAUGACCCCGGUCAGGAAGGCUGGGGCGACGAAAUCCCGCAUUAUUAUGUGGUGCAGGAUAUGCUCAAGCUUGAUCCGGGAGAAGUACUUUGGCUACGAGAUCAUGCACCUUUGAAGGAGGAUGUGGAGUCUUAUGUGCAUUCAUUGGGUGAUUGGUUUAGAAAUAAUGGAGAAACUUUUGUUGAUACCUUGCUGUGGGUUAUGAAUGAGCGUGGAGAGGAUGUAGAGGGAUUGAAGAUUGCUGUCGAGGAUUGUGAGAUGGGUAUUGUGGCAUAG